AUGGGGAAAACAAAAAAUAAGCAACGUGUUAAGGGAAAUGUUCAGCCCGCUAGUAGUAGCCGAGCUGCGGAAAUUAUCGCAGCAAGCGGAACUCAAAUUCAAACUGGAAGUUUUGCUCAAUUAUUGGGUGAAUCACCUUUUUCAACUUUAAAUUCCGCAUCAACUGAUAUAGUAGAUAAUACUGGAGGGUCGAAUUUAGAUUCAGAAUUAGUACUUAUUUUGAAAAGAUUAUCAAAACGAGAUCCUAUAACUAAACUAAAAGCUUUAGAAGAUCUCGAGACAUAUUUGAAGAAUAAAGACGAAGAUAAUUAUUUAGUUAAUGUGACGGGAAAUUGGGCCAAAUUUUUUGUUAAAUUGGCAAUUGAUGUUGAUAGAAGAAUACGUUUCUCUACAUUUAGUUGUCACUUAUUAAUUGUAUCCAAAAUUAAAAAAAAAAUCGCACCAUAUCUUAAAGAAAUUAUUGGUAUUUGGAUAAUUUCUUUAUUUGAUCAAAGUAAAGAUGCCGCCUUUAAUACUGAAAAACAUAUUGAAGUUUUAAUAUUCGGACAAACGGAAAUAUUAUCAACUAUAUUUGAAAUAAUAAUCAAUAAAACACCAGAGACAUUAAGUGAUCCGAGGUUUAUAUCAAAAGAGGACAUGAUUUCUAAAUAUUCUAGAGUUGUUACAAGUUCAUAUUAUGCUCUUGCACAUUUGAUUGAUCAAAUACCCGAAGAUUCGUUAUCAAAAGUAGUUCAACAAUAUAAUGGUCUUUUGUGUAAUGCUAAAUUUUGGUCAAACUUAACUGAUCAAAGUGCACUUGUCCGUAAAUCUUGUUAUAAUCUAAUAAAAGUUUUGACGAAUAAAUGGCCAAAAAUGGUAGAAGAUCAUUUAGAAAUGUUGACUACAAUAUAUUUGAUGUCUGUACUAAAUGACAAAGAUAAAUCAGUAUAUGAAGAAUUAUGGAAUUCUUUAUUAGUCUUUACUAAAUAUUUCCCUAAAUCAUGGUUAUUAGCUAGCAAAAGGAAAGCUAUGCUUCCAAAAUUAUUUAAUUUUCUUCGAUGUGCUUGUCAUGGAACUGUAACUAUUUCCUAUCCAUGCAUUUUACCUUUAAUAAGUAAUUUACCUCAAGAGCUCAUUGAUUCCGAUCCCAAAUUCUAUGAUGAAUUUUUUUCAAAUUUUUGGAAAGGCUUGUCAAAUCCUGUUAUUGAUCGAUCUAAUUCUGGAGUAUUCUUACAAGCUUACAUUGAAUGUUUAAUGUAUUAUAUUUUCAAAUUGGAAAAUUCUGAUGAUGAAAAACAGAAACAAAUAGAUUUGAUAGAAAAUAAGUUUUUCAAAUUAAUAGAAAUGUAUUUAGUGGAUUUUAAGUCCUCCGCAAGUUUUCGUACAGAUCAAAUGCGUUUUUGCUUGGGGCGAGAAAUUUCUCGAUUUGUUUUGAAAUUCCCAAAUAAAGAUAUAUCAGAUAGAUUUAUCCAAAAACUAAGAGAUUUUAUAGUCGGCAUAAUUAAAAGUGGAAUUAUUCCAAAUUCCGACUCUAAAGAAGAUAAAGAGAAUGAUUUUAAAGAAUUUUGUCAGAAGUUAAUGGAUUUAUUGUUUUACAUAAAUUCAACUAUCAAUAAUGAAUAUAAGGACGAAAAUAACGUGGCUGAUAAUUUUGUUAGUCCUCUCGUUGAGAACAUAUUUCAAAAUGUUUUGUCCCAAUGCAAAGAAUAUGGUUGUUCUGUGGGAUUAAGUCUUUUACUAUCAAAUAUAGCAAGAGAUUUCUCGUUCGUGGUUCUAUUAAAAAAGGAUACUAAUGAGGAACUUAAAAAGUUCCUUAAUAUAACAUUAUUAGAAAAUAUUUCGACUAUUCCUACAACAUGCUUAGAUUAUUUGUUUGAAUUAUUUUCAUUUUACCUGUUUUAUAUUCAAGAAUCAUCUGAUGCAAUUCAAUUAUGGAUUAACCUUGUUUCUAACUUUGACAUCAAAUGUUCUUUCGACGAUAAUAAUCUAAAUAAAUUAUUGAUUGAUUUGACCAACAAGAUGUUAUAUCAAGAAUUGGAAUUUGAUCUUAGAACUAAGGUUGAAAAUCUUUUAGAAAGAGCUCUUUUAUCAAAAGUGCAUAUAUUGAAAUCACAAACCAAGAUUGAGAUUAUUAAUAUAUUAAUGAAAGCGAUAUCUGCAUGUGCGCUUGAGUUCGAUUUUGAUGAAACUUCCACAAUAUCGAAAGACAUUGUUUUUUCGAUAUUGCAGAUGUUCUCGAAAUUAUUCAAAUAUGAAGAAUUUACGGAAUUCUUUUUGGACUCUGAUUUAAUUUUUGCAAUCUGGCAUAUAUUUGAAUUAACUUUUAUGAAAACUCAUGAAUAUUUGGAUCAAGAUGUUACUAAAAAUAUUCAAGAAUAUUCUCAAAUUUGUUGGAAUCAAAUUACUGAUGCUAGUAAUUCUCAUUCUCGAAAAGAGGUUAUAAUUAAUAACAUAAUUCAUCAAAUUAAAUCCUCGUUGCUUGAUAUUCAUUUUAUUGCAAGUCCUACAGAUUUUGCAUUACGGGUCACUAAAUUAUGUUCCAAAUUUCAUGAGGGUGAUAAUGCGAAAGUGCAUGAAGUCAUAGUUAAGCUACUUCCAGACGAAAAAAAGUGGCACGAACUUUGUGAACCCUUUAUUUCUGUACCAAUUGAUUCAUCUUUCAGUUGUAUUGAUUCAAUGAUAUUACCAAUUAUUGCUGAAAAUAUUAAUGAAAAUAAAGAAUUACCUUCUAAUUGUCAUUGGAUUCUUUUGGAAUUGUUAUUAAUGUAUGUUAUAUGUUCUGAUAACUAUCGAUCUCGUAGAAGUGAUCAUCAUCUUUGGGAUGUUAGUCAUGUAGUCGAAAGUGGUUAUCAAGGAUUUAGAGAAUUUUUGGAAGAAAAGGAUGAAGAUUAUGAUCAAAUAGAUAAUUUAUCAGGUUUAAUUGAAGCUGCGGUAAGAAGAGCAAAUGGUAAUCAUUCAUAUUGGACAAGAGUUUUACAUAUUUUAUGUUCAAAAGUAUUUGAAUAUUCUGAUAUUUCUCCAAAAUGUGCUGAGGAAUUUUUUGAUGUCGUCACUUCUGAAUCAUAUUCACUCAAUUUGACCACAAGAAUUGCAUUCAUUUUGUCAUUAAGACCAUUUGUCGAAACCUCUGAAAAUUUUAAAGAUUUUCAAAAUAAAUUGAUCAAGAAUAUUUGCAAUUUGGAAUCAUCUCAAAUAUUCACCUUAAAAGAUAAUAAAGGAUGGCCAUAUAUUUGUUUAUUGAAUGCAACAAUCACAAAAGAUGGCAAUAUUUUAUUGCCACCAAUUCGAUUCUUGGAUUUAUUAGAAAGCAUUCAACGUUGGCAUGAUACUACUGGAUCUGAACCAUGGAUGGCGUCAAACUUUAUUCAUAUUCAAGUUGCUAUUGCGAAACUUCUCAAUUUUAUGAUGCCUUCUUUAAAAGAACUUAGUUUAUUCUAUUGGGUCUUUAUUUUUGAGCUUGUUCGAAAUUGGUUAAAGAAUGAUAUUUGCUUGGAACUUCGUUAUGAGGCUGUUCAUUUAUCUGUCCAUUUGAUCAAUAUCAGUUCUUUUAUCGACCAAGGUUCUCGUAUUUCUAAUGAUCCUCGUGAUAUUACUUAUGAUACUCGUGAAAGUCAAAAUUUGAUAGAAGAAUAUAGAGUUCAUAAUUCCGAGCUUUAUAAUCUUCUGUCAUUGUUACUAUUUCAAGAAAAAGUUAAUAGAUACAAACUUUUAUCAGAACAAUAUUUGGAAUAUUUAGACAUUUUAUCAUCAGCCUGUCAUCAUUUGCCAACAUCCCUUUUGGUUGAAAAAAAAGACGAGAUCUAUCCAUUGUUAUUAGUUCCGCAUGAAGGAAUUCAAAAGUGUGCCUAUAAACUAUUACACGUUGUAAUUAUGAAAAAGGCAUUAGAACUUUCAGAACAAAUAGAAUUUUCAGUUGAAUCCGUAAUUGUUCAACUUGAUAAUGGAUUACUUUCAGUGAUAACGGAUGCGAAUAAUGUUUCCAAUUUAACUGAUGAUGCUCAUAAGACAUUUGGAUAUUUACUUGUAUGGAGACUUGUAUUUGAUCAAUUUGAAAAUAUUACAUUCAACUACAAGUCACAAAUUACUUCACAUCUUAAAGAAUUAGAUAUAACAUCAAAAUUAUUUGAUCAUAUAUUCGAAACAUUAGGACUUGUUGGUACAUCUGCACCAUAUGAUUUGUCAAAAUGGGAUAUACGAGAAUUUUAUAUUGAAGGCUUUGAAAUUCAACUAAGCACUCAGAUAGGAUUUCCAUUGCUUUGUGCAAAUUUAUAUUACAAAGCACUUGAAAAUAUUCCUUUAGUAGUGAGAUCCUGGUGGUCAGAAUGUAAGAAACGUCAGAUUAGUGUUAACGUGGAAAGUUACACUGAGAAAUACUUUAGUCCUAUAAUAAUUCAGGAUCAACUUGAUAUGAUUCAAAGUGAAGAUGUUAAAUCUCGAUUAGAAGAUGAGAAAUUCUCAAUUAGAGUAGCUCGUAGUUCCAACGAAAUUAUUGCAUCUUAUAAUAUAGAUGAAUACAUAAUGGAACUUAGUAUUCGUAUGCCAAAUAAUUUCCCAUUACGUCAAGCUGAAUUUGGAACACUUGAAAGGAUGGGAACAACAAAUGUUACGGAUCUCAAAUGGGCAAAAUUACCUGUACAAACUGUUGUUAAUUCUCAAAAUGGUAAUAUGGAUAUGGCAUUAAAUUUAUUCAAGAAUAAUAUAAAACUUCGAUUUCAAGGGGUUGAUGAUUGUACAAUUUGUUAUUCAAUUGUCAGCCUUGAUGAUCGUUCCUUACCUUCAAAAUAUUGCCACACUUUUCGAAUUCUACCAGUUGUCCACUUUGUAGAAGAUUGUUCUAAUUUAAGAUUUUUUAAAACUUUCGUGAUUGUAACUGAUUGUAACUGA
Molecule: messenger RNA, 4863 nt
Organism: Diversispora eburnea
Lineage: Eukaryota; Fungi; Glomeromycota; Glomeromycetes; Diversisporales; Diversisporaceae
Source: the annotation of a GenBank genome assembly